AUAGACACACUGGGACAGAAAUAGACACAGUGGGAGAAAUCUGUUCUGUAACAGAACUCUGUGUUGACUUACUAGUGCAGCAGGGACUUCUUGUCCAGAUGUCCUACCUACCACACCAGGAGGAACCUUACUGCCCACUUCCCUGAGCAUAACGUGCUACAUACCCGCUUGGAAAAAGGCGGGCUAGGUAUGUCCCUUCUUCCUCUCAUUCUGGAUGCAAGUCAGCAACGCCCAAGAUAAAGGAGGACGCGAUCGUGUUCAUAAUCACGGAGAAUGAUUUUGCUCCUCGGGUAUUCACCUGAAGCCUCGAACGAGUUGAUGAAGUCAUGGAAGAAGGCGAUCCUAUUCAACUUGUUCGGGCGUAUGUACGAGAAUCGGAAUUCUUGGCGAGUGGCUGGUAUUCUCCCAUAAGAGCGUGAAAUCUAGUAACGUGCAGCUUGUCAUGGAACUUCCAAUCUACAACUGAAGCGCCUUGCUGAGGAAAACCGCGAGAUACUCUACAAUGGUUGAGUUGUUGCGGCGGCGUUUGAUGAGAUGAACUGCGAAGAUCGAGAAUUGCACUUGAGCUGCUUCAUUAUCCUUGUCUGCUGGUGCCUGCCCUGAUUUUAAAAGGAACCCGCCAUGCUGACGUUACCGAACGAGAAGCCGAAAUACAUCCUUCAAAAUGGCCAUUGCGGUUCCACCGAGCUUUGUUUGGCGUCAUGGUCCUCCGUGUCCAUUUUCAUGCCGAUCAUCAUCCUUUUUGUGACUCUUGAGGAAUCGGAAGCACCGAAGCAGCCAUUGGCAGAGAAACGCAGGGGUUUUACAAGAAAUCUGGGAACCCCAAUGUCGAAGGUGACGCACCUCACCAGCGUUGCGUGUAAAGCUGUACAGUACUCCAGUGAUGGAUUGUAUGACCGCGGGUUGAUCACGGGAGCGACGGAUCCUGGAAGAAAAGUCAAUUGGUCUUCAUUCCAAGCCGCAAUUUUCAAAAGAGAAUCCGUGGGGAGGUUCGACUUUUGUCUUGGUGGACGAGAUGCCGACUCAGAUUUGAUCCUUCCGCCGAGCUUCGAUGCAGAUUAUUCUGAUGGUGUCGAAUGGGAGAGCCGCAACAAGAAACCAGGCCUUAGGAUGUAUGCUGAUGAAUUAAUACCAAUUUUCAUCCUCUAAUAGUUGCUACAACUUUUGAAUUAAAAUGUUGGUGUAGUAAUAAAGACAAUUUUCUGGAAUAAACUCAGUCUCUUAACUACAGUACCUUAAAACCCAAUUUGCUCCAUGAAAUAUUUUUAUGGGAUUAGUUAAGAUCAUCAUUCAUUACAAUUUCAAGUCC
Messenger RNA from Notodromas monacha, 1309 nucleotides. The record is from the annotation of a GenBank genome assembly. NCBI's taxonomy places the organism in Eukaryota, Metazoa, Arthropoda, Ostracoda, Podocopida, Cyprididae.